UAGAUAAGCCAUUGCUUAAACGCCCCACCCUCCGUUGUAGCAGAAGACACUAGAUAGACCAAGUCAUCUGAGUGAUCUGGCGUCUACCUCUCUCUCAAUCUUAUCAUACUCAAAUUGCCGGCUUUGCUGACACAGGAACAAUGUCUUUCACAAAUAAGGCUUUGUUUGCUUCCUUGCCCAGAACCCAGCGAGGGCAGCCACUUGUUCUGGGUGGAGAUCCCAAAGGGAAAAACUUCUUGUACACUCAUGGAAAUAGUGUGAUUAUUCGAAACAUUGAGAACCCGGAAAUUGCGGAAACAUACACUGAACAUUCUUGCCAAGUAAAUGUUGCCAAGUACUCCCCUAGUGGAUUUUACAUAGCGUCUGCUGAUCAAUCUGGAAAGGUUAGAAUUUGGGAUACUGUCAACAAGGAGCACAUAUGCAAGAUUGAAUUACAGCCAUUUGCUGGUCCAAUCAAGGAUUUAGCUUGGUCUCCUGAUAAUCAACGAAUGGUGGUAGUUGGAGAAGGCCGAGAAUGUUUUGGCCAUGUCUUCCUCGUGGAGACCGGAACUUCCAACGGUACGAUUGGUGGACCUUCCAAGCCCAUCAACUCAUGCGACUUCCGCCCGGCCAGGCCUUUCAAAAUCAUUGCUGGAAGUGAAGAUAACUCCGUGACUAUUUUCGAAGGUCCUCCAUUCAAAUGGAAGAUGACUAAAACAGAACACCAACGUUUCGUUCAGUCCGUUCGUUACUCUCCCAACGGCGAUCAUUUCGCCACCGGUGGCUUUGAUGGGAAGAUCUUCAUUUAUGACGGAAAGACUUCAGAUUUGAUUGGCGAAUUAGGAAGUCCGGCACACAGCGGAGGAGUUUACGCAGUCGCUUGGAGCCCUGAUAGCAAGAGUUUGUUAUCCGCGUCUGGUGACAAGACAUGUAAAACGUGGGACGUGGCCACAAUGAGUUUAAUUACUGAAUUUCCGAUGGGCACUGCUAUUGAGGAUCAACAAGUUUCUUGCCUAUGGCAGGGUAAACAUAUGUUGUCUGUUUCUUUGGCUGGACACAUUUCUUACCUUGACCCGGCAAACCCAAGCAAACCUCUUCGUGUUAUUAAGGGCCACAACAAACCGAUAACUGUCAUGGCAGUGAAUAAAAAUCGCGACACAGUAUUUACCGGAUCGCACGAUGGUACAAUCACCAGCUGGGACGUGGCAACUGGAGAGAGCCACCGCAUAGGAGGAAUCGGCCAUGGAAAUCAAAUGAACGGCAUGGUCACUCUAGGCGAAUCCAUUUUUACUUGCGGUAUCGAUAACGCUAUCAAGGAAAUCAGCAUUAUGACCAAAACGUUCACCAGUACCAACAUCAAGUUAGCGUCUCAGCCUCGCGGUCUAGCCGGUGAUGGAACCACGCUCAUCGUUCCAUGUGAAAAAGAGAUUGCAGUCAUUCAGGACGGUCGUCAAGUAUCAAGUGUGAGUGUUAACUUUGAACCAUCCUGUGCUUCCAUGAACGGUCACCAUCCGGAUGUUGCUGUUGGUGGCACCACGGACCAUAAGGUACAUGUGUACAUCUUGCAUGACGGCAAGCUGACGCCACGAAUGGAACUGGAUCACAGUGGCCCUGUCACUGAUUGCGCCUUCUCUCCCGAUAACCAAUACCUGGCUGUUGCUGACGCCAACCGCCUCGUCACUCUCUAUGGAUUGCCUGGCUAUGAGGUGGCUAGCAAAGAAGUAUGGGGUUACCACACCGCUAGAGUCAAUUGCGUAGCUUGGAGUCCCGAUUCUACUCUACUUGCCUCCGGGAGCUUGGACACUUCCAUUAUCGUUUGGAGCGUCGAGAAGCCUGCUAAACGCCUCAUUAUCAAGAAUGCCCACCCACAGAGUCAGAUCACCGGUCUAGCUUGGUUGGACAAUAACACGAUCGUCUCUGUCGGCCAGGACUGCAACAGCCGCUACUGGGACAUCCGUAACUUCCCGUGAACAAAAGAUUAAAAAGGAAACUCGACCAAGUCAUGAAGAUGGUUGAUUGCUCUUAUUAUUAUUACUACCACUACUACUACUACUACUACUACUACUAAAAAUUACUAUACCUACUACUACUACUAUUGCUAGUACCCCCAGUCUCUCUAUCCCACACGCGUUCGUCCAUCUUCUCUCGAACCUCCUCCCGAAUCAAGCAAGCACCAGGGUCUUCAAGAUUAACAAACAAGAGUGGCCUUAUCAUAUUAUUAUUAUUCCCUUUUUUUUUUUCGUGCAGAUCUACAACCAGUGCUAAAAUAGAACCAUGAUCGCUUUGUAGCACCUGCUAGCGACAUUUCAAUAUAACCUUCCUCCCCGCCCUUUUGUUUUUCGUUUGUUGUCCCCUUCAAAGGACUUUUUUAUUUUGCCCAGUUGGUUUUCGUCGGACUGAAAUGUCUCGCUUCCAUGUGAACAACAACAACACAUACGUAGCUCUUCCCCCUCUCGUUUUGGUUGUCCGUGCAUUAUUCCAUAUCUUCUUCCAACAAUUUAUUAUUAUUAUUUUGUUUUUCAUUUGUGUGUGUUUUGCUGAUUUCUUUAAUUGCCUGAGAAAAUUCAUCAAUACUAAUAUGUCAGAAGUGAA
Daphnia magna is the source of this 2571-nucleotide messenger RNA. RefSeq names its product actin-interacting protein 1 (gene flr). Gene Ontology annotation, molecular function: actin filament binding. Lineage: Eukaryota; Metazoa; Arthropoda; Branchiopoda; Diplostraca; Daphniidae. The record is from RefSeq and is a predicted model, not a curated record. Gene Ontology annotation, cellular component: cortical actin cytoskeleton. The transcript has 12 exons. The coding region runs from base 141 to 1949 and encodes 602 amino acids. Gene Ontology annotation, biological process: locomotion; actin filament depolymerization; sarcomere organization.